Physcomitrium patens is the source of this 3519-nucleotide messenger RNA. Lineage: Eukaryota; Viridiplantae; Streptophyta; Bryopsida; Funariales; Funariaceae. The record is from RefSeq and is a predicted model, not a curated record.
UAGGAAUGCAGGCAUCGUAACGGAGGAGCUCUUGCGGUGGAAUCACGGAGCGCGCGGAGUGUUUUGCUGCUGCUGCUGCUGCCGCUGCUGCCGCUGCUGCCGCUGCUGCCGCACACGCGCAGCCUAAUCUCCGUAGCCGUGCCUUGCCUCCUCUUUCCUCUUUCCCGCCUCCUCUUGUGCGCCGUUCCUCUUCCUCUCUCUAUGACUCUUAGCGUUUUCUAAUUUUUCCAAUUUUUCUUCUUCUUAUUAUUUUUUCUGCUUCGGGAGCUGCUUCUCCGUUUUCUUCUUUGUGAAGACGCUUUGUCACGUGUGUUGCGUGUCAUAGGGAGUGAUGUAGUGGUGGAGAUGCUGUUCCCCGGGUGGCCUCGUAGCAACUAGUUCUACAAAAAGGUCGUUCGUUAUUGGGAGGAUUUUGGAAUGGUUCUGGGAGGAUCUGUGUGGAUUUUGUUCGAAGACAGUAUAGCUUUUGACUAUAAUAUCUGAGUUCUCUCAGCAUUGAAGAGAGGUUUAGGGUAACGUCGGCAAAGGGCAGCACAGGUAGUCAUGGAGGGUUCUGCAGAAGAAUGAAUGUUGCAAUCAACCACUGGGAUCUCUCCACAGGAUGGGGAGCUCGUAGCUAUGGGGGGACCAUGUCGGACCGUGGUUGGCAAGGGGGCUGGCCACAACACCAGCAUCAAGGAUCUCCCCCCUGUUGAUGAACGAGCAGCUACGAAAAGCCUGACUCUUUAUCGCAAACCUGUGGAGCUGUACAGCCUUAUUCGCUCUCGCCUUGAAAAGCGGGCACGAAUCCAAGAGUAGAGAGUUUAGUCCACGUGGUUCCUUCUUGCACGGUUUAAUUGGUGGAGUCGCAGCCCGAGCUUAACGAUUGCUGUUUAUUUCCUGCAGCCUGUCUUUCUCCAAAGAAACCUAAAUUACAAAAUCCAAGCGCUGCGGCAGAGGCGGUUGGAGGUAACGAUCAAGCUGAAGGGAUUAGUCAACGCACCCUCCCUAUCUCAAUGGUACAGUCGAAGGGGACAGUUGGAACCUGGUCCGAGUACCGCAGCUACGCACCAGUAUUUGCCUAUAUUUGUGAUGGUUUCCAGCCAGCCAAAUCCUCAAAAAGAGAUUUUCUUAUUGGGCAAAGAAAAAGAUAUUAAGGUGGUCAAAAUACCGCUGCUGGAUGAUGGUGCUUCAAGUGCUCCAGUGACAUUUUUGAUACCAGAGCUAACGAAGCUUUUUGAGCUUGCCAAGAAUGGGCACCUCAUUCUUUUUUUUGCAUUCACUGAUCCAGCAGAACUUUUCAAUGUUGACACGUGGCAGAUGCGAGAUCUAGAUGAUUGUAGUGGCGGUGUGGUUUGGAGUAAGCUGAGCAUGGCAUCGCUCUGCCAUCAAUGGUUAAAGAAUCUCAACGGAAAUGUAUCGCCACUAGGCCUUAAUGGUGUAUCUGUUGAGACAUCGUGCAGUCUAGACUUUGCGCAUGGCAAGCUGCAGCAUCGUGACACGGCCCUUGGUCCCAUGGUCUAUAUACAGCCUUUCAGGGAGCUUUCAUCAAACAGUGAGAUGAAGCUGCAAGUGCACGCUUGCGCUGUUGAAAUCGGAAAUGCACAUACAAAUCAUUGUACAUCAAACGGAACUCCUCACAAACGUACUUCUUCCUUGCCCUCUCAGGCAUUUAGGAAUCCCUUAGGUCUUGUAGAAUUUCACUAUCUUUAUUAUUUCAACCGCCGUGAAAAAACAGAAGUGAUGGUGGAGUUUUCAUGCCCAUUUUGUUUAGUACGAUGCUAUACCUUUAAGGGGCUGCGUUGUCAUUUGAAUUGUUCUCAUGAUUUAUUCAAUUUUGAAUAUCUGCCAAAUGUAGACGUACCAACUGUAAAUGUUACCUGUCGGACAGACUUGCUAGGGCCUGAGGGCAAUAUUCAAGAGUUAGAACCAGAUUUAAGGACAAGAAAUUGGAUGUUUUGGUCACGUAGGCCCUUUUCAAAGAUCUAUGGCAGCAUUCCUAAAGUCCACCUUUUACGUGGGGAAGGGGGUUAUCUCCCUGGUCCCAUCAGUCAGGACCACUCUCAUGGAGUGAACAGUACUAGUCCCGCAAAGUCAAGUGAUGACAAUUCACCUGCGUUUCAAAAACAAAUUAUGAAAGGGGAAAGAAGGGAUGAUUCCUUGAUGUAUGGAGAUGCACCUGGUCCUUCACCCUUAAAGCGACAGAGGCUUGAAGGCCGUGAUUCUGCUGAGGAGGAAGAUUUUAGAACUGGAGUGUGUGCAGCAGCAUCUGCAGCCACUCCUGACGAUACUGGUGCACCACUCAUGACUGCUACUUCUAUUCGAAUUCGUCCUGAGAGGAAUCGACAGUUGGCUGCGGAACGUGCAGAAGCUCGCAAUCGGCUUCUCCUUCAAAAACGCACAUUUUUUCACUCACACACUGCUCAGCCUAUGGCACUUGAGGAACUGCUCUCUGACAGAGACAGUGAAGAGGAACUUGACGAGGACGUGGCCACCAUAGAAGAUCGCCGGAUGCUAGAAGAUUUUGUGGAUGUAACUGCGGAUGAGAAGGAAAUCAUGCAUCUAUGGAAUUCGUUUGUGCGGAAGCAGCGAGUCCUUGCUGAUGGUCAUUGCGUGUGGGCAUGUGAGACAUUUGCAACGCUUCACGCAGCGAAGUUUUCAAGCAAACCGUCAUUAAGAAGGUGUUUCAUCUUGUUUCUUAUUAAGCUUUGGAACCAUCAUCUUGUGGAUGGGGCCACAGUUGAUAAAUGCUUGACAAUCGUGGAUCGUUGCACUCAGCCAACGGAAAAUUAAGAUGGGCGCUUGGCAUCCAAGAUUACUAAAAUUUGAAAAUUUUUUCCUUUUUCUAUGAAAUUCAUUGUUGUGGCCCCUGUCAGGGUCAAAUUUCAUUGUUGUGUGUUGGAAGUGGUCUUGUCAAGAACUUUUAUUUUUACCCCGUCAAUUGCGGUACUACAGGUCUAAAGAGAAGGAGCCCCUCUUUUUUUUCAUUUUCAGGAUCAGGGUUAGAUUUAGUGCAGCCUUGUUUUGAUAAGUCCAUUUCGGUUGUUGACUUUGGUCUGGAUCAUGUCACAAGUGUCACCCAGCAGCUUUUUUGUUGGUACAUGUGUGGUUAAGAAGAGCAGGCAAGCCUGCUUCAUUCUUUGAAGUAGACAUUCGUUACGUUCCUUUACGUGGUUCAUUAAUACUUGUUCAGCUCCGGCCUUCAAAUUCUCUUACGUCACUUCUUCGAUGGAUGCUUGAGCACGGAAGCUUAAAGGAGCAACUGCGGAGAGUCAAACUCCACUUACAUACCCAGCUCCAUUCCAUUGCAAUACCUCAAUCAUUUCAAUUUAAUCGAAGGUGAUAUGAAGUUUUGAAAAGCCAAAGUGGCAGCUGACGCUUCAGCAUCUUAGAAUACUUCUUAUUUCAGUUCAUUGAAGUGACCAAGGGUAAACGCAAACAAACUAGACAUUGAACUGAAGGUUUGCUCACUAUUGCAGCGAUUGGAUAACCAGAGGUUAUCUUCCAUUUGAAAGAAUUCUGUAUCUUCUUUCGGCACCA